Messenger RNA from Saccoglossus kowalevskii, 2427 nucleotides. Its product is annotated as ubiquitin domain-containing protein 2-like. The record is from RefSeq and is a predicted model, not a curated record. Gene Ontology annotation, molecular function: protein binding. Lineage: Eukaryota; Metazoa; Hemichordata; Enteropneusta; Harrimaniidae.
GGCAUUUAAACCUGACGUCACCGUAUGGCCAGCGACUUGGUACUGCCGAUCGGCGUCAACACAGAUAAUAUACAGUGGAUAAAUGACACCAAAUAAAAAUAAUUGGUGACAUUUUUUAAAUUGACCUCCCGAACCACCAUGGGAGGAUGUGUAAGUUCAUCACAAGACCGAAGUGACGGUGGUGUAGAAUCGAGCGACAAUGCAGUAGCAGGAUCAAUGCCACUUGGUCGUAAUCAACCUCUAAAACAAGAAAAACCAAAGUGGAAAAGCGAUGUUCCAUUAACAGUUGGACAGUUGCGAAGCAAACGAGAUGAAUUCUGGGAUACUGCUCCAGCAUUUGAAGGAAGGAAAGAGAUAUGGGAUGCUCUGAAAGCAGCGGCUCAAGCAUUAGAAAAUGGAGAUCAUGCAUUAGCACAAGCAAUCAUAGAUGGUGCUAACAUUACAUGUCCAAAUGGCACAUUGACAGACUGCUAUGAUGAAUUAGGAAACCGGUAUGUGCUGCCGGUGUACUGUCUUAGCCCACCAAUUAACAUGAUUGAAGAAACUAGUGAAUCGGAUGCUGGGGACAUGGAGCCUAUCAACACAGGCGGUGUGGAAACCACUAUUAGAUUACGCUUAUCAACAAACAAAGACAGGAAAAUGACUGUACGGACCACAGAUACUGUUUUACAAGUCAAACGUAAGAUUCAUACAGAAGAAGGCAUUGAACCGUCACGACAAAGGUGGUUUUUCUCUGGUCGAUUACUUAAUGAUAAAACUAAAAUAGAAGACGCAAAGAUACCCAAGGGUUUCAUCGUUCAGAUUGUUGUGUCUCCGCAGAACCCAACACCAGUGGAGAACUGAUCAGUGGGUGUGAGUCACUUCAAUAGCUUUUUUUGCAGGCUAGGAAGCCUGCAACUGGAAAAUUCUGCAAAGCAAUUUGUAUUGAUAUUGGGUGACAACCAUGCAUGCCUCACUUUACUUGUGCUCUUAAAACAGUGAAGAAAUUAUUACUUUGUUAUUAAGCUGCUCAACAAUCUGUUUGAGAUAUAUUUAUUAUUUUGAUCACAUGUAAUCAGUUAUAUGGAGGAGAUAUCUUAGGUGUGGAUUACUGUGUCGCAGCAAGUUAUUUUAUCCGGAAUCAUCAUUGUAUCUACUAUCUGUAUGUAUCUACCGCCCUCUGGUGGCAGUCUUCUCUGCAGAAGUAACAGCAACAAGCACUGCUACUUAUUCACAGUUCACAGAUGAUUAUCAACGGUGAAGAAAUUGAGCUGAAGAUGGAAUGCGUCAAUGUGUUUGUUUUAUUUCAAGGUUUCAAGGGAAAUGUAAUUUAUAUAUAUAUAUAUGUGGAGGAAGUUACCCAAAUAAAAUGUUUUCUGCUGUUAGAUAAUAUAUUACCGGUAAAGGAAAUAAAGAUGUUGUGCAUUCAUAAUGUUAAACAGCGAUAGAUAAAAUAAGAAAAAUUACUGCACAGAUUACAGUAGUCCGAUUGUGCAUGUACAAAACGAGGCAGAUCUGGGUUUGUUUGUUUUUUGACAUGUGCCAUUAUAUGUAGUGUCCAUAGUGGUAUUGUAUUUGCACCCAGAGUAUGUGUUCUCUGCACUGUUGAUAUGCAAUAAACAUUUGUUGUUUUUUUCAAUUUGUCUCAAGAAAAAACAGGGUGCAUUUUAAUCAUUAUGUUCAUUAAUUACCAUAGAACACUGUAUGCCACAGUGCAUGUGCAUUGCUGGCUUUUGAUUGUUUGUUUCUGCUUUUAAGUUUAUGAGAAAAAUGUAAUGUAUGUACUGUGUUUGUUGUAUGCAAGUUGUGUCAUAGGUCAAAGCACCCUGCAUAACUCAUUGGUAUAAAUUACAUUCAAUGGUUGGUAUUUGUUAGUUGAGUCUAACUAUCACUUGACACUGACCUACCAUAACCUGCAGUGACAGCAAUUUUUAUAUUAGUAAUUGACAAAACUGAACUGUUGAACAUUCCUUUGCUUUAAAUUAUAAUGCAUAUAUGUAUCAUUUUCAUUAAAAGUAUUCUACAAAAUGUUAUUUCUGUUUAAUAACGAGACAUUAUUUACAUAUCACCAGUUAUUUUUUUUGUUUUUAUCAAAAAGAAAAACAAAUUUAUAACAUUCAUUUAGAAAUCUAGCAUUCACCAAGUGAAAUUUAUUAUUUUGUCUGUAAGUUGUAUUUUAUCUUCUAGGCUAAUUGCCUGCCGGCUUGGUAAUUAAUAGUAAACAGACUUUUUUAAUAGCAUAGAAUCUUUUUUCUGUGAGACAGUGACUUAGAACUUGGAUGAUCAGUUUGUCUAAUUAGCCAAGCAAAUGUAUUUGAACAAUUAACAGUUAAACAAGAAGAAAUAAAAUACUGUCUCUUCAUUUGCCAUUUUAAGUGUUGCAUGCUGGGAAUUCUCUAGAACAUGGGAUCUUACAUUAACUAAUAACAUUUAUAGCGACAUUUAUAA